Messenger RNA from Crotalus tigris (Tiger rattlesnake), 2174 nucleotides. Its product is annotated as olfactory receptor 5V1-like. Lineage: Eukaryota; Metazoa; Chordata; Lepidosauria; Squamata; Viperidae. Gene Ontology annotation, biological process: G protein-coupled receptor signaling pathway. Gene Ontology annotation, molecular function: olfactory receptor activity; G protein-coupled receptor activity. Gene Ontology annotation, cellular component: membrane. Bases 877 to 1836 code for a protein of 319 amino acids. The transcript is spliced from 4 exons. The record is from RefSeq and is a predicted model, not a curated record.
GUUAUUCCCACCAGCAGCCCCUGUGAGCUGCUCCAGGGAGACCGGCCCCAUUCUUGGGCACAGAAUUGAGUUCCAGAGUGGUAAAACUUUUAUUUCCAGCUCCGGUUGCAAAGUGGCAGCUAAGCAAUGAAAGUCUCUGUUCUCGGCCAGCAAUUUUCUGUUUCAGCUCAAAUUUCUACUCUGUAGGUGGACUUUUGGCUCAGUGACCACCAUUCUCAUUGUGUCUGAACCCAUCUGUGGGGGAGAGUUUGACUCUGCUUGAACCGCAGCUGGUCUCCUGCAGGUGGGACAACCAGCCAAGGUGAGCUGCUUCGCAGUCCAGCCAACAUCCUCCUUUAAGGAGACAACUGCAAGGAGAGAUUGACCUUGGAAAGGAGAAGGAAGAGCAUGACCAGGAAUGCAAGAUUCAACCCAGGAAUAUUCAUUUAGGAGAUCUCAGAAACGGCAAAGAGUUUCUCCUCUCUGAGGGGACAACAGUUUUAACUGUGAACAACCCAGACCUUUCUAUCCUUCCUCUCUGUCGUGCUCCAAAGAUGGACUUGGAUUAGGCAAAUUGGUCAAAUUGGCCAUUCAGAGCGGCAGUCCAAAUGAAAGCUGACUGUGGGGAAACAUACGGAGAUACAUUUCCUGACAGGCAAGGGAGAUGUUUGACAGCAGGGCCGAAGGACUGCCACUUCCUUUUCUGGAACCGGUAUGGUGGCUUCUUCUCCAAGUAACCCGUUGGUCCUCUUUAUGGAAUAUGCUUCUGAUGCCAAGCUUGGAAGUGGUGUUGUCAGGGUCUGCAGGCUGAAUGCCCCAGAAAUGCAAGGAGAGAAUUAAGCUCUGCUCCUCCAGCUCUGUGCCCCCAAUUGAAUUCAUCUCAUCCUGCAGGUGUCUAUGUUCUUCCUGAUGGAUGCCCACAACCAAACACAGGAGACAGAAUUUAUCUUCCUGGCCUUCUCCAUAUUCCAGAGACACUACGUCCAUUUUUUCUUGGUGUUCCUGGCUGCCUAUCUGGUCACUCUGCUGGGCAACCUCAUGAUCAUAACCCUGGUUCUCCUGGAUUCCCGUCUUCACACCCCCAUGUACUUCUUCCUCAGCCAGCUCUCCUGCUUGGAUGUUUGCCUUUCUUCUGUGGUGGUACCAAAGAUCCUGGUGAACCUCUUACGCCAGGAAUACACCAUCUCUUACAACCAAUGCCUGGCACAAGCCUUCUUCCUGAUUGGCUUUGCAGGAUGUGAGCCAGCGCUGCUGGCCGUCAUGGCUUAUGACCGCUACGCUGCUAUCUGCCAACCUUUGCACUAUGCCCACCGGAUGAGGGGCAAGUUGUGUGUCCAGCUGUCUCUGGCCAUUUGGCUCUGGGGCUUCCUGGACUCAGCUAUUUACGCUGCCCUGGCCUCUAGGUUGGAUUUCUGUGGAAACCACCAGAUUCUUCACAUCUGGUGUGAUGUUCCUCCACUGCUGAAAAUUGCCUGCAGUGAUACCCAGGUCAACCAUCUGGCCAAUCACAUCAUCAGCACUUUGAUUGGCCUUUGUCCCUUCCUCUUCAUCAUCCUGUCUUAUUUCUGUAUUCUGGCCUCCAUUGUCCGGAUUCCCUCCAGCACCGGCAGACGCAAAGCCUUCUCCACUUGUGCAUCACACAUUGCUGUGGUAACUCUUUAUAUUGGAAAUGGGUUUCUGAAUUACAACCAUCCAAAUUCUGGCUACUCCCUAGAAAGCGACACCCUGAUUUCCAUCAUGUUUUGCAUCGUCACCCCCAUGCUGAACCCCUUAAUCUACAGCCUCCGCAACAAGGAGGUGAAGGAAGCCAAGAGGAAGGUUUUCAACCACUGGAGAGCAGCCUUGUCUUCAGGUUGAGAAACACCACCGGCAGUGGACAGACCAAUCUAGAAUGGACUACCUACCCUGAUAUGAUGGUCAGCCCGAUGGGCAUGACAAGUACAAGGACUUCUGCGUUGUGACUUUGGGGUUUACAGGUAAGCCAAGAUGGUGGUGAUCCCGUUGAGAUGCAGUUCCAGCAACGAGGACCCAUUUGAUCCUUCUUGGAACACUUGCCCCUUGGCAACUGAUGACCAUUGUUUGUUUAAAACAGCGAUGUAGCCCACCCAUCUGAUAAUCCACUCCCUAUCAAAAGUUAAGCUGCAGAAUAAUGGUAGUAAAAUUAUAUUAACAUUAAAAACAUUAAAACCAACAAA